This is a messenger RNA of Linum trigynum, 1809 nucleotides long. The record is from the annotation of a GenBank genome assembly. Lineage: Eukaryota; Viridiplantae; Streptophyta; Magnoliopsida; Malpighiales; Linaceae.
GACAAAUCAAUCUUUCUCUCUUCUUCAUUGAUGCAUACCCAGUCCUUUUCCUCUCUUCUCUCCAACGUCUUCCUUCCUUUCUCAUCAACAUGACAAACGAAUCUUCCACCUCUGCCACAUCUGCUGCCUCAGACCCCCUUUCUUCUCAUGUUCUCUCCGAAGGCAACCCUGCUCCUCCCCACAUCGACGUCAAAUUAACCCCAACAAAUUACCUUCUCUGGAAACUUCAACUCCUUCCCCUUCUCAACAGUUUCAACCUUUCUCCCUUCAUCGACGGUUCCUCCCCUGAUCCUCCCCGACACCUUGCCAUCGGCGUUCCAAAUCCAGUCUAUGCUGCGUGGUACAAACGAGAUCAACUCGUCCUCUCUUGGAUCGUCUCCUCUCUCACUGAUGUUGUCCUCUCCAAACUAGUGGGUUUCAAUUCUGCAUUCGAUGCUUGGACUCGUCUCGCCACCGCUUAUGGAGCUGCCAAUCAUCACGGCAUCCGCAACCUCAAGGAUCAAUUUGAUACUCUCAAAUGUGGUUCUGAGUCUAUUGACAAGUACCUUGCUCGAGCGAAGGACAUUUCCGAUCGUCUCGCUGCCCUCGACCAUCCGGUCUCCGAUGAUGAUUUGGUCUCCCGCUGCCUCAAAGGACUUGGUGAAUCAUGCCUGUCAUUCAUCCCUGUCAUUGAAGCCCGACCUGAACCGAUAUCCUUCGACGAUUUCCACAGCCUCCUCCUUAACGAAGAAGCUCGCUUGCAUCAUCAUCAUCUCCUCAGCGAUGGUCACUCGCCCUCCGCCAACUUCAGUCGACUUGGCUAGCGCGGCGAGCGUGGCCGCUUCUUUUCUCGUGGUGGCGGUAGAGGUCGGGGCUAACACAACACCCGCCCUUCCCUUUACCCAAGCUCACCAUUCCCACCAGCAGGCCGGGCUCCUUCCCCUGCGGGCCUCACUCCAAGCUUACUUGGGCCGCGGCCCACUCACCCCAAUAGUGCUUCUUUUGCAGGAACAGGGCCCUUGAAGUGCUAUACAUGUCACGGUUAUAUAUAUUUGGCCCGCCAUUGCCCCACACCAAUGCAGUCAAAAUCACGCUUUAAAACUUAAAAGCUUACGCUUUUGCCUUUUUAGGUCACCAAAACGCUUCUACGUAGAAUCGUGAUUUUACCUUACAAAUGUAGUCAAAAUCUAUGCUUUAAAACUUAAAAACUUACGGUUCUAGGUCACCUAACCGCUUAUAGGUAGAAUCGCGCUUUUGACUGCAUUGCCCCACACCCACCUUUCAUUCCCGUCAACAUCCUUCUGCCCAUUUUGCAGCCUCCCCAUCCACCCAAGAUUGGCUCAUGGACUCCGGUUCCAACUAUCAUCUCACCUCCGACCUCAACAAUCUAGCCCUCCACUCGGAAUAUACUGGUCCCGAUGAAGUCUCCUUCGACAAUGGUAAAACCCUUCCCAUCACCCAUUCUGGUUCUUCUCUCGCUACCCUAAGCACUCAUCCAUUUCAACUCUCUCAAAUUUUGCAUGUUCUUUCCGCUACUCAUAAUCUCCUCUCUAUUAACGCCCUUACCCGGUCUAACCCUCUCUCAAUCCAUUUCUUUGAUGAUUCUUGUGUUAUCAAGGACACACGAUCUCAGACAAUCCUCCAUCGCGGUCGAAGUAAAGAUGGCCUCUACUCUAUUCCAUUGUUCAUCCUCGCCUCAACGUCGCCUCGUGCUUUUCACACCACCCUAAAUCAAUGGCAUCAACGGCUGGGUCACCCUCACUCUCAUGUUCUUCAUCAAGUCCUUCGCUCAAACUCUUUGCUAGCUUCCAAUAAAUCUGAUUCUGGUCU